Molecule: messenger RNA, 1155 nt
Organism: Aspergillus alliaceus
Lineage: Eukaryota; Fungi; Ascomycota; Eurotiomycetes; Eurotiales; Aspergillaceae
Exons: 3
Coding region: 1-1155 (384 amino acids)
Source: RefSeq, a predicted model, not a curated record
AUGGCUAAAUUGGGAAAACCGAAAGGUAGUCGCAAUAAGAAGACGCUCGAGAAGCAGGCAUCAGCCACCCGUAAGAAUGUCAACACAUCCGGCUCGCUCGUGCCGCAGGCACAGUCGGCACUGAAUCUUCCCAGCGAGGCCGAAUUACAAUCGCAUACAGCCUGGGACGAUCUAGAGUUGGCAUUUAAAGCCAAUGAGAAUACCCUGCCCGGUGCAUACACCCCCAAUCCGGGCUUCUCAUCGGUCAGUGAGUCACGGUUUUUGAAAGGAGAGCUGACUUGGACAAUUUCGUCGAAUCAGUUGCCUGCAAGAGACCUAUGGGCUACGAACGGUCCUUUACCGCCUCCGAUCGAUCGGGUCAGCACGGCUACCAACGAUGACGAGUCCUCAUCGCACGUUGGGACCCAGUUUGCGAUGGACUUCGAGGAGAAUUGGAUUGAUGCGGAUUGGGACAGGUUGAUAGCGGGCACGGGGGCCGAGAGGCAGCCGCGUUCUGGGUUUACGCAUGGCGGUCCUGACCAUGUUUACCCGGAAGGGUGCGGAGACCCAAAGUCCAGCGCGCAGCUAAAACCCCAAGCAGAUGAGGGAGGGAAUCAUAAGGGACAGACCUGCACAUUCAAUUGCUUCUGGAGACUCAUGGAGCAUCUCAGCAAUCUGAACUUGAUGGAGCGGCAGCCGGACAAUAUCAUCGAUCUGGAAGUGACCCUCUCCAAGGCUGACACAGUCUUAGGCUGCACUCGGAGGAUACUGGGGUGCUACUCCUGUCGGUUGGAUUCCAAAGUACUCCUGCUGCUUAUGACAGUGUUGCAAACAGUACUGAACUGGAUGCGAGUGGAAUACACCAUGAAAAAAUCCUCUCAAAACUCACCUGCAAUCCUGUUUGGCAAUUGGAAGGUACCCGAGGCAGAUGCUCGUCUCAUUAAGGGCGUGCUAACACGGAGAAUCCUCGCCGCGUACGAGUCCGCCGUCAAGGUCUUGUGUCUUCGAAUGGACGAAAUAGCACUUGGUGCAAGCAGAGAGAACCUGACGUAUCAGCUUAUGGAUGCCGAGUCGCUCCAGCAUACCUUGCAGCGACUGACAACGUCAUUAAAACAGCUAAUAGAACUUACGAAGACGCCCUCGCAGGAACGCGAGGUUCACGAUGUAGAAAUCUAA